Messenger RNA from Bacillus rossius redtenbacheri, 2542 nucleotides. RefSeq lists its product as uncharacterized. NCBI's taxonomy places the organism in Eukaryota, Metazoa, Arthropoda, Insecta, Phasmatodea, Bacillidae. The transcript has 5 exons. Gene Ontology annotation, cellular component: nucleus; transcription regulator complex. Gene Ontology annotation, molecular function: DNA binding. Gene Ontology annotation, biological process: regulation of transcription by RNA polymerase II. The record is from RefSeq and is a predicted model, not a curated record. Bases 1 to 936 code for a protein of 311 amino acids.
AUGUGUCACUUGCACCGCUUCAGCACGGAGCACCUGAUGAACGAGAGCUACGAGGAGGGGGAGGGGGGAGGCUCCUCCCGAGAAGCCUCGACGCCCGCGGCCGGCAGUCACCCGCCUCGCUCGCUUAUCGACGACGCGCGCGGCGCAGGCGCGGAGGGGACGAGCGACGCGACAGGCAGGCGGCGCGACAGCGACACAGUGCGGCGAGCGGCGACGAUGAAGGACGACGACAGCUCGUUCAACGUGGCGUUCGUGCGGCUGGUGCGGCAACACCGCAUCCUGUACGACAACACGGCGCUGUGCAGCAGGGAGGACAAGGAGCUGGCCUGGCUCUCCAUCGCCAAGCACUUCCAGGAGACGGUGAGCAACUGCGUGGAGCGAUGGCGCAACAUCCGCACGUCCAUGGGGCGCAGCAUGAAGAACUGCCGGCAGCGCUCCGGCGGCGGCCGCAGGAAGCCCUACUACCUGGCCAAGCACCUCGACUUCCUGCUGCCCUUCAUGUCGCACAGGGAGCGCAGGCCGCAGGCGCCGCGGCGGCGGGGCGGGCCCGCGGACAAGGACGAGGACAUGGAGGAGGAAGCGGAGGAGGAGGCGGAGGAGGAGGAAGUGGAGGAGGAGGCGGAGGAGGAGAAGCCGCCCGACAGCCCGCUCGAGACUAAGCCCUUCGCGCUGCUACAGGCGCUGAGCGGCAGCAGCCCGGCCGCCGCUGACCGGCGCCCGGCGUCGCCGCCUCCCGCGAGCGCAGGGGCCAGGCGGGACCCGGAGGACGCGGACUGGGACUUCCUGAGGUCGCUGCUGCCCGACGUGCGCGCCAUGGCGCCCGCCGACAAGCUCGCCUUCAAGAUCUCCGUGCUGGGCGCCAUCAGCAGCGUCCUGUACCCGCCCGCCGCCGCCCCAGUCACCCCCGUCCACCCGCGCGCGCAGGACCCGCUCUGAUCUCGCGGUGGCGAUGCCUUUCCGAGCACACCUCCCGGCUGACAGAGGCUUCCGUCGAGAAUUAACGCCUUUGGAAACCCAUUGCCAAUAAAUAGGGACCGGAAAAAUUCGCGGAUUCAAUGACCUCUAGGAUAGACUCCAUUAUCCUCUGCAUUUCUCAAGUAAACACGCGUGUUCAUUGGGUACUAAAUUGUGAGGCGUCUCCACUGGGUAGCUUCUGAUUCGAAGCUUCUUUGUUUGAUAGUCUCUCAUUGGCCUAGAGAGCUCCAGUUAAACUGCGAACCAAUAGCAGAACCAGCAGAAUUGUACACAUGUUUGAAUUUCAGCCUAUCACGAAAUGAAUCCGCGAAUUUUUCCGGUCUCUACCAAUAAAUAGCUAAGGGUAAUUUUUUUUUUACUCAUAUGAAGUACGUUUUUUUAGAGAUAACACUGAGCACUUCUUACGAAAAUUGGAGCAUCAUUUUUUUAAAAUAUUAAUUGAUGUUUCAUUCAAGCAUAUAUAUAUAUAUUAUUUUAAAUCGCGGAAAUAGAUAAUCGAAUAUUCAAAAAUUUGACUUUAUUUUUGUACUGGGAAGCUAUUCAGCGAAAGGUUUACAAAUAAUUUUAACUACCGGAAGUACUGGGUAAGAAUACCGAGGCCAGUACUACUGCGAACACUAUUUUGUAGUUAUACGGUUGUUUUCGUGUAAUUGUACAAAUGUACAAAUAUCUGUAAGUUCACGUGAAUAAUUCUGUUCCACUUACCAAAAAAAAAAAAUACAGUGCACAAGAACUUUUCUUUUUUCUUGACCUUUAUAAGACGAUAGACUUGUGUAUUCAUCAAAAUGUAUUUAACAAUAUGUUUUGAAUCCCGGAAAUCAUUCUCGAUUAUCUACUGUGUAGCUACAUUUAUUUCAAUUUCAAAGCGUGGUUUCUCUCAAAGCAUAAAAAGUUAACAAAACACUCGUACUCACUUGAAGUAAAUGCAACUUGCAGGGUCACGCGAAUAAUGAUCUCACGAAUAGAAAUCUCAACAACAAGAAAACCAAUUUACGUGCCAAGAAAGCUUCAAGGAGACGAGAUACGAGCCGUAAGACGCCAUAUUGGUUUCAACAAUUAUAAAUUUACAAUUUUUUUUCAUUAAAUAUUGAAUAUUACAUUAAAUUAUUUACUAUGCUUCAACGAGGCUUAAUUUUAAAGAUUAAAUGAUAUACAAUUGUAAUAGCCUAAAACCUGUUGCACCCAAUAUUGCGUCUUACCCUCUUCAAGGGAAGAAGGGAGGGAGAGAGAGAAGUAAAAGCUUCGUUCCGGCCUCGGUGGUUCAGUGGACAGAGGGAGUAAUCCUCAUCUUAGGCGCGGUAAUUGUAUUAGAAUUACGUUUUUGUUUCGUGGUCGGUUCCUCGCCAAUCCUUCCUGGCGGACGGCGGGACGUUAAUGUUCUCUCUCUCUUUUUUUUUCUCUCUCUCUCUCUAUCAUAGCUCUAUAUAUAUAUAUAUAUAUACACACACACACACACACACACACAUACACAUAUAGUUCCGUGGGCCCUGUUAAUAAUAGCACAUGUUACAAAUUGCAGUUGUAAAAAAUUAUAACAAAAUUGUUAACAAAUGUAAAAGUAAAUAAA